AUGAGCCAAGCGUCGAGCCACGUGACGUCCCUCGAGCAAGCCAUCGAAGCCCUGGACGUGCGCGUCGAGUCACUAGAAACCCAGAUCACGAACGCAUCCUCCUCUCUCUCCCCGGCCGAAACGUGGCCCGCUGCGCGCAUCCGCAAGACGUUUAUCGACUUUUUCGAGUCACACGAGCAGCUGCCCCAUAUAUUUUUCAAGUCAUGUCCCGUCGUGCCACUGGACGACCCCACACUGCUGUUUACUAACGCGGGUAUGAACCAAUUUAAACCCAUUUUCCUAGGCCAAGUGGACCCGCUCCAGCCCAUGGCCAAGCUCACGCGCGCGUGCAACUCGCAGAAGUGCAUCAGAGCAGGCGGGAAGCACAAUGACCUGGACGACGUGGGGAAGGACGUUUAUCACCAUACAUUCUUUGAAAUGUUAGGUAAUUGGAGCUUUGGUAAUUACUUUAAGCAGGAGGCUGUGCACUUGAGUAUGACGCUCUUGACCGAGGUGUUCCAGGUUGACAAGGAGCGGCUCUAUGCCACGUACUUUGGCGGUGACAAGCAGCUCGGCCUUGCGCCAGAUGAAGAGACACGGCUCAUUUGGCUCCAGUAUUUACCUUUGGAGCGCGUGCUGCCGUUUGGCUGCAAAGAUAACUUUUGGGAAAUGGGAGACGUCGGUCCUUGUGGACCUUGUACGGAGAUCCACUAUGACCGGAUCGGGAAUCGCGAUGCUUCACAGCUCGUGAAUGCCGAUGUGCCUGAUGUAAUUGAGAUCUGGAAUAAUGUGUUUAUCCAGUUUAACCGUGAACAGGAUGGAAAACUCGUGCCGCUCCCGCACAAGCACGUCGACACUGGGAUGGGGUUUGAGCGUCUGGCGUCGAUUUUGCAAGGCAAGGACUCGAACUACGACACAGACGUAUUUACUCCGCUCUUUGCAGCUAUUCAAAAGUCCGCCAACUCGGCGCCGUACACGGGCAAGUUGGGCGAGGAAGACUCGGACAAGAAGGACAUGGCCUACCGUGUUGUAGCGGACCAUGUGCGAACACUGACGAUCGCUAUAACAGACGGUGCGGUGCCGAGCAAUGACGGCCGUGGAUACGUGCUGCGUCGUAUUUUACGUCGUGCAGUGCGUUACGGCCAGCAAUUCCUGAAUGCGCCGAGUGGUUUUCUCACGCAACUGGUGCCAUGUGUGGUGGAGAUGCUGGGUGAGGCUUAUCCCGAGCUGGUUGAUAAGCAGAAGAAGGUGGAGGAUGUAAUUUUGGACGAGGAAAAGUCGUUCGGUCGUACUUUGAACAAAGGCAUUGAGCGCUUCAAGAAGAUUGCACAGAGUAUUCGUGAGGCUAGCGCACGGUCAAAUAAGGCUCUUGUUGUGCCUGGCGAGGACGCGUUCUUCCUUUACGACUCGAUGGGUUUUCCUAUCGAUCUGACGGAGAUCAUGGCCGAGGAGGAGGGUAUGACGGUGGACAUUAAGGGAUACGAAGAGUGCAUGCGUCUACAGAGUGAGCGCUCCAAGAUGGACCGUAAGAAGGGUGGCAGCAAUGGUACACGUCCGCUUGUCCUAGAGGCCCGCGAGACCAGCACACUUGCUGACAAACACGUUGACGUCACGGAUGACAUGGCCAAGUACGACUGGAACAUCAAGAUGCCAGCUAAGGUAUUGGCUAUCUUUACGACAACGGAGUCCAGCUCGAACUUUGUGGAGGAGGUCAAUGCUGGUGAUUUUGAGCGUGUAGGUGUUAUUCUGGACAAGACUUCGUUCUACGCUCAGGCUGGUGGCCAGAUUUAUGACACUGGUGUGCUGAGCAGUGGUAAUUUCAAGCUGGACGUGGACUCAGUAGAGUCGUACGCUGGAUACGUGAUGCAUAUGGGCCCUAUUGCGUUCGGGUCCAUACGAGUUGGUGACGCUGUGGAGUGUGAGGUGGAUUACGUUCGUCGUGGUAAGGUGGCUCCCAACCACACCAUGACGCACGUGCUCAACUUUGCGCUGCGCAAGGUGCUAGGUACGACUGUGGAUCAACGUGGGUCGCUUGUGGACGAAUCGCGUCUGCGUUUCGAUUUCACGAACAACAAGGCGCUGAAGCCUAAUCAGUUGGCGGAAGUAGAGGCUAUUUGCGAUGAUGUGAUCAAACAGCAGUUGGAAGUAUUUACGCAGAACUCUGCACAGGCUGAAGCCAAGCGCAUCCAGGGCCUGCGUGCCGUGUUUGGUGAGACGUACCCGGACUUUGUCCGCGUUGUUUCGAUUGGCCAACCUGUUACUCCGAUGCUCGAGGAUCCGGAGAAUAAGUUAUGGAGCAACUUUUCGGUCGAGUUUUGCGGUGGCACUCACCUGAAGAACACUAGAGAGGCCAAGAGGUUUGUUCUGUUUGAAGAGUGUGCGAUUGCCAAGGGCAUACGGCGUGUGUCUGCGUACACGUGCGACCUCGCCAUUGAGGCUGAGGAGCGUGGCGAAAAGCUUCAGGCUGAGCUGGAUGCUAUUGACAAUUUGAGCGGUAUCGAGUUUGUAGAGCGCGUGUCGUCUUUUAAGCCCGUGCUAGACCAGGCGCUGAUCUCGCUGCCGCUGAAGGACGAACUCCGGAAACAGGUUGACGGUCUUGUGAGCCGGGUCAAGAUCAUAAAGAAGGAGGCUGCCGCUGCUCGUGCCGCCAACGGUGUGCAUGACGCUACCGUCGAGGCUACGAAAGCCAGAGAUGCUGGUGAGGAGAUAGUUGUGGUAAAGUUCGACGUCGGCACAGACUCGAAGCUAGGCCGCGAAAUGCUGGACGCAAUGAGCGGGAUCAUUCCGACGGGCAGUUUCAUGAUCUUCAGCACGGACUCGGACACCAACAAGACGGCGGCGUUCACUCGUGUAAGUCAGCAACAUGUUGACUUGAAGCAGCUGGAUGCGCGAAAGUGGGUGAACCACGCGAUGGUCGUGAUGAAUGGAAAAGGUGGCGGCAAAGAUGUGCUGAACGCCACUGGCCAGGCCAAGACAGUGGAAAAGGUCGACGAAGCUGUGACACUCGCGAAGGGUUUCAUUCAGUAA
Messenger RNA from Peronospora matthiolae, 3006 nucleotides. NCBI's taxonomy places the organism in Eukaryota, Oomycota, Peronosporomycetes, Peronosporales, Peronosporaceae. The record is from the annotation of a GenBank genome assembly.